This is a messenger RNA of Vollenhovia emeryi, 1979 nucleotides long. Its product is annotated as venom acid phosphatase Acph-1-like. Gene Ontology annotation, molecular function: phosphatase activity. Gene Ontology annotation, biological process: dephosphorylation. Bases 271 to 1497 code for a protein of 408 amino acids. The transcript has 7 exons. Lineage: Eukaryota; Metazoa; Arthropoda; Insecta; Hymenoptera; Formicidae. The record is from RefSeq and is a predicted model, not a curated record.
ACAAAUUUACAUGCGUCAUAACGUCCACGGUACGACGUCCGAUAUAAUGGCUCAGACAGGAAGUACAAUAUGGUGGGGUGUACGCUCUUACACCUUAAAAGCCUUACGUGCAAUGAGAAAAAGCCAGUAGUAAAUUAAUCCUUACAAUCGGUAGUUCGACAGAACACCGGCACUUUUUUGUGGGUGCCAUUGUUAAUAAAACACCGAAGAUUGUAAUCUCUCUGAAGAAUACGGACAGAUCGUACAUCAAAAACACAUUAGGUACCAACAAUGGUCUCGUUUCACAUUUUCGACAAUUAUCUAUUAAUUGCUGUUAUCGGUUUAAACAUCAUUCUGAGCGGAGCUCAACGUUCUGAGCUUAAAUUAGUUAAUGUGGUAUUCAGACAUGGCGAUCGAACACCCGAUAACAACGGUCGCGAGAUGUUUCCGAAAGAUCCAUAUAUAAAUUAUUCCUUUUAUCCGACAGGCCUCGGACAAUUGACCGUAGAGGGCAAGAAGCAUGAAUACAGACUGGGAAAAUUUUUGCGCUCUAGAUACAAUGACUUCCUUGGAGGUUUGUACACGCCAAAAUUAGUCGUGGCUCGUAGCUCGGAUUUUGAAAGAACAAAAAUGUCGCUGCAACUUGUCCUCGCCAGCUUAUUCCCACCGAGAAAUGUACAACGAUGGAAUCCAGUUUUAAACUGGCAACCGAUCCCGGCAUCGUACACACCACGUGUCGACGAUAACAUUAUUUUAGCCGACGAGUGUCCGCAGUACCUCGAAGAAUACAACCGAAUAUUAAAUUCACCCGAUGGGCAAGCAACAAUCGGUCAAUUCAAGGACUUGAUGGGCAAUUUGACGAAGCUAACUGGCAAGAAAAUAGAAACACUAGAGGAGCUUUAUUUUCUUUAUCACACUUUCGUAGCUGAAACCUCCCUGGGAUUACCACUUCCCGAAUGGGUUUAUGAUUAUUUUCCUUAUGGACCACUGUUCGAUGGAAUUGUGGCUUCGUACAAUAUGAGUAAUUUUACUCCUUUAUUAAGAAGACUAUAUGCCGGUCCAAUGAUCCGUGCCAUGACGGACAAUAUGAUUGCUGCACAAAAUCCAACCGCUGCGCCGAACACGAAGGUUUAUUUAUACAGUGGUCACGAAACCAACAUUGCCGGUAUGUUGCACGCGUUUGGUGUGUAUAAGCCGCAUGUACCCGAGUAUUCUAGCGCAGUUAUUCUGGAAUUGCAACAGAUCGCACAAGAGUAUUAUGUAAAGCUCGUGUAUUAUCGAGGCAUCCCGCCCACUAUGAAAGAUCUUAAAAUCCCAGGUUGUGACGUAUUGUGUCCCUUCGAUAAAUAUUUGGAUCUAAUUGAAGAUUUGAUUCCGUCUGACGAGGAAAUGUUUUGUGAUAAGAGACAGACUCCGAGUUUCUCCGAUACGGAAUAUCCUGCUGGCAUGCAGUCGGCUUUGGAGAAUAUAAUUAGGAAAGUGAUGUCUUCGAGAAGCGGGGAGAACAUUCAGCGAUAAUGCGCGUGCUCCCGCGUGCCUUGUUUACUGGCUAAUAAAUGUCUAGAAAAUCGUGAAUGUUGCACUGUGCCAUGAAUAUUAUAAGAUUUUUCCAUUUUUUCCGAAAUCAUUUUCUUUCAAGUUUAUUUAUUCAUUUGUCAUUAAAUAUACACGUAAAAUGUUUACGUGACCCUGAGGCUCAUUAUUGAUAUGUAUAUGAUUCAAUAAGGCAGAUGAAGCAAAACAUCUCUCUUACUAAAUUGUAAAAGUUUAAUUUUUAAAGAAUUAGGAUUAAGCCUAAAAUUUAUGGAUCUAUUGUUCCUUUACAUCGUUUACGUCAAGUAUGUCUUUGUACAUACAUUUGUGUUCUUUUGUCUAUUUUGUUCAGAUGGUGGGAGUCACUUUAAUAUACAUGUAAGUGACGUAUUAUGCUUUUUGCAAAUUUGUGUACAGCAUAACAUAUAAAUAUAUGAAAAAUACGAAUAAAAUACAAUGAGAAAUAA